CAGCAGACUACUAGCCUGUUGUCAAGCGGUUGGGCGCAUGGAUUGGCAAUCCAGUUUCUAACCUUCUUUCCUCUUCUCCUUCUCUCUUGCGCUAUUCUUUCCUAUCUUUAUCAUCACAUCUCCAUUCGCCGGGUCAAUUGUAAAGACAGCCGUAAUUGAUCCCGCAAAAUGGCCAAAGUGUUCGAUGCGGCGGAAGUGGCAAAACACAAUAGGCCAGACAGUUGCUGGGUAGUUCUGUAUGGAAACGUAUACGAUGUCACCGACUUUCUCCCCGAGCACCCUGGUGGUUCCAAGAUCAUUUUGAAACUCGCUGGAAAGGAUGCGACCGAAGAAUACGACCCUAUCCACCCGCCAGGCAUACUAGAAGAAAAUCUUAAACCAGAAGCGAUGCUCGGAACCGUCAACCCAGAAACACUUCCGAAGAUAGAGGCAGAGCCAGCGCCCUCUUCAAGUGGCGAGACGGAGGGCCCACCCUCAAUGGAGUCCCUCCUCAACAUGGACGAUAUCGAACAGGCAGCCACUAAGAACGUGAGCAAGAAGGCGUGGGCCUACUAUUAUUCGGCCUCGGAUGAUAAAAUCACCAAGAAUUUCAAUACGGAAGUUUACCGCUCAAUUCUCUUACGGCCACGGGUUUUCAUUGACUGUACGCGAUGCGACCUGAAUACCACGUUAUUGGGGCAUAAGCUAGCAAUGCCAAUCUAUGUGUCUCCUGCUGCGAUGGCUCGGUUGGGCCAUCCGGCGGGUGAGGUGGGCAUCGCCGAAGCUUGCCGCAGCUUUGGAGCUAUGCAGAUUAUCUCGAACAAUGCAUCUAUGACACCAGAGCAAAUUAUAAAAGAUGCUCCUCCUGGUCAAGUAUUUGGGUGGCAGAUUUAUGUCCAAAUUGAUCGCAAGAAGAGCGAGGCGAUGCUGGCCCGAAUAAACGAGCUCAAGCAGAUCAAAUUCAUUGUUCUGACCUUGGAUGCCCCAGUUCCUGGCAAGAGAGAGGAUGACGAGAGGGGCAAUGCUGUCGGUGCGUCAGCGCCAGUUCCGAGCGCUGCGAAAACGGCGGGUAGUGCUGAAGACGAAACCUCUCGAAUUAAUCAAUCCCCUGGCGGUGUUGGAAAGCAACUCUUUGCCGGAACAGAUCCCUCACUAACCUGGAGAGAAACUUUACCAUGGUUGGCCGAGCGUACCGAUCUACCAAUCAUCCUGAAAGGCCUACAGACGCAUGAGGAUGCAUAUAUUGCCUCUCUCCACACCCCUCAGGUCAAAGGAAUCAUUCUCUCGAAUCACGGUGGACGUGCGCUCGACACUGCUCCCCCAGCAGUGCAUACGUUGAUGGAAAUCAGAAAAUACUGCCCUGAAGUGUUCGAUAGGCUAGAGGUCUGGGUUGAUGGCGGAAUCCGGCGUGGUACGGAUGUUGUGAAAGCCCUAUGCCUGGGGGCGAAGGCCGUGGGCAUUGGGCGACCUGCACUGUGGGGCUUGGGAGCUGGCGGUGUUGACGGUGUUAAGCGUACCCUGCAGAUUCUGGCCGAUGAGAGCAAGACAUGCAUGCGGUUACUUGGCGUCGAAACUGUGGAUAAACUAGGACCCCAACAUAUCAAUACCCGUCUUCUUGAACAACAGGUCUACGAUGGCCCAUCGGGUUUAGAAUCCAUACGGGACGCUUUCCGCGCAAGAUUAUAGACAAUGUAGCAUAUGAUUGGUGUUAUAACAUACAUACUACGUACGCAUUUU
Molecule: messenger RNA, 1716 nt
Organism: Aspergillus alliaceus
Lineage: Eukaryota; Fungi; Ascomycota; Eurotiomycetes; Eurotiales; Aspergillaceae
Product: FMN-dependent alpha-hydroxy acid dehydrogenase
Exons: 5
Coding region: 169-1665 (498 amino acids)
Molecular function (GO): heme binding; oxidoreductase activity
Source: RefSeq, a predicted model, not a curated record